This is a messenger RNA of Scophthalmus maximus (turbot), 1540 nucleotides long. Its product is annotated as rhodopsin. The transcript has a single exon. The record is from RefSeq and is a predicted model, not a curated record. Gene Ontology annotation, biological process: G protein-coupled receptor signaling pathway. Gene Ontology annotation, molecular function: peptide binding; G protein-coupled receptor activity. Bases 234 to 1391 code for a protein of 385 amino acids. Gene Ontology annotation, cellular component: membrane. Lineage: Eukaryota; Metazoa; Chordata; Actinopteri; Pleuronectiformes; Scophthalmidae.
CGAAUUGGGAUGUGAUGAGAAGAAACCACCUCUGUCCCAGUGGGCCCGUUUGAUUACAGCUCCGCGAGGGGAAAGAAAAAUAAUAAGACGUUGAAUGUGACUGGGUUGGGCUUCUUCUCCUCUAUAAAUGUCCGAAGGCCAAACCAUUCCACACUUUAAGCUGUCUGAGGUUUCCGUCAUCUGAGUGUGACAUUUUUUAAAAACUGACCGUUGCCACCUGAUAUCCUGAAACUAUGGAUGCGGAGGAGUUGAUCGAGUCCAUCAUCAGAGCCCUCAUGUUUUUAGCGGGGAUCCUGGGGAACAACUGGCUGGCGAUACGUUCCCUGCCCGGGCACAAAUCCGGCAUCCGCACCAACGAGGUCCUCUUCAUCAACUUGGCCGUCUCCAACCUCAUCACCACCUGCCUGGUGGACCUUCCCGACACCAUUGCGGACUUCGCCGGCCACUGGUUCCUGGGGGAAACCUUCUGCGGCGUGUUCCGCUUCUGCGCCGACCUCUCGGAAACCAGCAGCAUCUACACGACCUUCUUCAUCAGCAUCUUCUGGCACCAGAAGCUGGUCGGCUCCCUGAAACGCGGAGGGGCACCGGUGCCGCUGGACAGCUUGUGUCUGGUGGGCUGUCUGCUGGCGGGGAGCUGGACGGUGGCCGUGGUCUUCAGCAUUCCACAUUUUUUCUUCGUCUCAGUCAAGGCGACAAACGAGAGCCAUGAAGACUGUAUGGAGGUGUUCCCCAAUGCACUGGCCAAGCAGACCUACGAGACCUUUUAUUUAACCCUGGCUAAUGCUCUCCCUGUCGCCGGCAUUGUAUUCGCCAGCGUCCAAAUUGCCAUCACUCUGCUUCAAAACCAGCAGCGCGUACGGGGUCAUAACUCUGACCCCACCAAGGAAACUGUUAAAGAUGAAAACAAGAGUGUUGAGAACAGAAAUGAUAGGCAACCAGUCGGCACUGAUUCUGUUCCAGGCACGUCAGAAGACCUCAAAUAUUCUGCAUCAGUAAAUAACAUUUAUAACGGCAUACCUGCUUCUUCCAGUCCAAACAACGGAGGACCGUCUGGUCACGGUUCCCGCGACUCUCCCAGUGACAGGGAAGCAAACGCCGACACCAGAGUUGGAGCUCAUCCGAAUCUUUCCAGGCCCAGCCAGCCAGCUAAGGCCAGACCGAGCUCGGGCACUCAGGUGAGGGCAGCGAAGAGCGUGGUGGCCGUUGCCAGCGUGUUCCUCGUCUGCUGGCUGACUCAUCUGCUCCUGCGCAUCACCAACAGCAUCCACACCUCCUCAAUAGUGGUGGAGGUGGCCAGCUACAUCGCAGCCUCCUACACCUGCAUCAUCCCCUACAUAUUCCUGCACGGUGUGAAAAAGCUUUCUUGCACAUGUAAAAAGGUAAAUGUGUAAAUCAGGUUCAUACUGAUCUAAUAUUAAAUGUUCUCUCAAAACUUAUACGGCUCACCUCUAAUAUCCAUUCAGAGAAAACGACACGCUUCUAUUCUCAGGGCUGUCUGAUGAUUUAAGGCUGACUAACCAUCAGAAAACAUUGUUGUCCU